Messenger RNA from Bombyx mori (domestic silkworm), 1822 nucleotides. Its product is annotated as juvenile hormone acid O-methyltransferase-like. Lineage: Eukaryota; Metazoa; Arthropoda; Insecta; Lepidoptera; Bombycidae. The transcript has 5 exons. The coding region runs from base 108 to 956 and encodes 282 amino acids. The record is from RefSeq and is a predicted model, not a curated record.
ACUUGCUUAAUCGAUUGAUAAAGGAACCCUAAAAACACUGCUUAUAAAACUAUUUCUUCCUAGUAUAAAUUUGCGUCCAAAACUAAAAUGUUAUCAUUUUUAAUACGAUGAGCGAACAAAACAGUCAGAACUACAAGGCAAAGAGUUUCGCAAUGAACGAUGACGCUGCCUUGUACCAGAAAAGUAAUUGUUAUCCUAGACGCGACGCUGUUGACGUAUUGACAGAAUUCCUACCCAAAUUCAGAUGGAAGGAAGGCAAAAAGAGGAUCUUUGAUAUCGGCUGUGCCGAUGGUAGCGUCACUAAUAUUAUUAGCGCGUUUUGUAACAACGAUUACGAAGUGUUCGAAGCGUGUGACAUAAAUGAACGGGCCGUGAAAUACGCUACAGAAUACUACGGAACUGACAAAAUGAUUUUCCGCGUGAUGGACAUAGAGGGGCAACUGCCGAAAGAGAUGAAUGGGAAGUUUGAUAACGUUUUCUCGUUCUAUACGCUGCAGUGGAUCAAGAAUCAAGAGAAAGCAUUUCAAAACAUCUACGACUUGAUGGCAAAGGACGGUGAAUGCCUGUUGACUCUCCUGGCUCGGAUACCUGUAUACAGCCUCUUCAAUGCACUAAAGGAUACCGACACAUGGGGAUAUUUGCUUAAAUACAUCAAUCAAUUCAUCUCGCCUUACCAUGAUGUUUCCGAUCCAGACGUGAUAAUACAGUCGUUAUUGGAGAAAGUUGGCUUCCAGUAUGUGGACGUGCGUUGCAGACAAAAGAAAUAUGAAUUCAAGGACAUACAACAGCUGAGAAAUAUAUUAGAAGCUGUAAGCCCCUUCAAUGUGGACAAAAAACUCUACGAGCAAUUCUUUGACGAUAUCAUGGAAGUCGCGGAAGAUAUGAGAAUCAUUGAUAGACGCACAAAGACCGCCACAUUUCACUACAAUUUAAUUGUUAUACACUGUAGGAAAUGAUCGCGAAAUUGUGUAUUUACACACACAUAUUAUUAUCCUAGAUCGUCUAGUUCUUAUCUUAAAUGGUGUCUAUCCUAGUGUUUGGCCUACGUGCCUAUUCUAACUAAUGACUGUUAUUGUAGCCCCAGGAAGGGGCGUGUAUAUAACUUUCAAAGGUUUUUGACGUGACAACGUCUUAUAAUUCGAUGGAGCCGGCUGCACGCACGAAAAACCAUGACUCAUGGAGGCGUUCCAUUUAAGGCUUGAAGUGCAAGCGAGAGCGCGCUACGAGCGACAAAGAGGCACAAUCGGCCUCCGCGUUCGGCAGCUUUCGACAUCUGUCUCUCUCCUACUUGAGUGAGCGAUGCAUCCGCGUGGACAGUUGCUAUACAAUAAUACAUUUACAUGUUUUCGUCGAGUAUUUAUUCGUCAAGUUCAGUGAAAAGUGAAUGUGGUGUCAAUUGUACAUACAAAAUAACUAUCAAACAAAUAAAAUUAAAAUUUUCUUUUGAAAAAAUGAAACCAUUCCAUCAGUAUUUUCUUAUGACGUUGUCACGUUCAACUAUCUAACUAACUAAACCGACAUUACUGACAACCGAAUGGAUUCUGAAAGCUAAUGUAGAAAAAUCAUCUCAUUUCUUAUUAGUCUCAAAAGCCUUAUAGGUCGAACUUAAGAGUAUAGAAUGUUUUUAUUUUGUGCUACCUUUUGUAUAUUUCCCUAUAAUUGGUACUAAAUAGUCUCUCUCUCGAAGCUUGCCAGAACAAACACAGAAUCUCCUCUUUUUCAAGGCAAAUUUCAAAAUAGGAAAUCCAUAUUGAAAUAUAUUAUACAGAAAUUCUGUUCGCUAAUAUUGUUAGUCGUUAAAAUAAUGAAGUCUAUUAAAGAA